AUGAAGUCCUUCGAUCUAUCCGUGUAUUUGGUCACUAACAGCGAAAUGGUCCCCCCUGGGGUCUCGUUCCUGGACCAAGUUCAAAAGGCCAUUGAUAAUGGCGUCACCUGUGUUCAAUUGAGGGAGAAGGAACUUAACACUCGGGAGUUCAUUGACCGAGCUAAAGAGGUCAAGAAGUUGACCGACAAAGCAGGUAUUCCUCUUAUCAUUAACGACCGCGUUGACAUCGCACUUGCUGUGGACGCUCAUCUGCACGUAGGACAAGAAGACAUGGAAGUUCCCGUUGCCAGAAAGUUGCUGGGCCCAAACAAGAUCAUUGGUGUUUCGGCUAGCAAGCCUGAAGAGAUCCAAAAGGCGCUUGAGGACGGUGCGGACUAUGUUGGAGUUGGAAUUUGCUUUGACACGCAAACGAAAGUGACUAAGAAGCUGCCAAUGGGCCCAAUGGGCUCACAAAGACUGCUGCAGAUAAUCAAAGACUCUGGUAAGCCUAUGAAAAUUUGUCUGAUUGGAGGUAUCAACCAGACUAAUAUUCAAAGGGUGAGGGCUCAGGCCUCAAUUCCUGGGCGUGCUAUUGAUGGUGUUGCUGUGGUGUCUUGCAUUAUGGCAGCUCAAGAUGCCGCAGCAGCCACCAAAGAGCUGGUCAGACUAUGGAACGAACCACCUAUUUUUUGGGACCAUUUGGACUCAGAAUCUGAUUUCAAUAUGAAUGGAGCCAUUGCCAACGUUCUGUCUAUUCAUCCGCUUGUGCAUCAUAUCACAAAUGACGUGGUGAAGAACUUUUCGGCAAACGUCACCUUGGCUGUUGGUGCUGCUCCCCUUAUGAGCGAAUGCUCCGAGGAGUUUGACGACCUGGCUCAAUAUCCAAACAAUUCGCUUUUACUCAACACUGGGACGCCCAAUGAGGAGCAAACCAAGAUGUAUAUUACUGCUUUGAAGGCAUAUAAUAGAUGGGGCAAGCCGGUUGUGUAUGAUCCCGUCGGAGCAGGAGCUUCAACUACUAGGAAACAAAGCGUCAAAAAAUUGUUGCUUGAAGCAUACAUGACUGUCAUCAAAGGAAAUCAAGGCGAGAUCUUUACUGCUGCUGGUGUGGAGAAGUCCAUGAGAGGCGUUGAUAGCGGGUCUGAAGAAGCCCUUGAUUCGGUCGUGGCUGCGGCUAAAAAAUUGGCUGUGCAAAGCAGAUCUGUGGUUGUUGUCUCGGGGAAGACAGACGUUGUUGUGGAUGGAAUUUUGCACGGCAGAAGAGACGUUACAGGGAAGGUGCCUAUUGCAUUUAUCCAAGGCGGCCAUGAAAUAAUGAGCCGUGUUACUGGCACAGGCUGCUCUCUAGGGUCUACCAUUGCUGCAUUUGUUGCGGCCAAUAGAAGCAAUCCGUUUCUAGCGACUGUGGUUGCUUGCUCAAUCUACAAGCGUGCUGGAGAAAAAGCUGGUGCCGAGGCUAGCGGGCCAGGAACGUUCCAGGCAUUGUUUUUGGACAAGCUAAAUGAAUGCGUGAAAACCCAGGAUUUUGAAAAUCCGAAAAUCAUUUUAACAUAA
Molecule: messenger RNA, 1533 nt
Organism: Ogataea parapolymorpha DL-1
Lineage: Eukaryota; Fungi; Ascomycota; Pichiomycetes; Pichiales; Pichiaceae
Product: Phosphomethylpyrimidine kinase
Exons: 1
Coding region: 1-1533 (510 amino acids)
Biological process (GO): thiamine biosynthetic process
Cellular component (GO): cytoplasm
Molecular function (GO): ATP binding; thiamine-phosphate diphosphorylase activity; magnesium ion binding
Source: RefSeq, a predicted model, not a curated record